UGUGCCUGGGGCCCCGCGCCGUGUGGAGGCCGGGACUCGGGAGCUCGGGUCACGGGCAGGCUUUAUCGAGCUCCCCCGCUUUGUGCCCGGCGCUCCGCGGGAAUGAAGGAUGGCAGCACGCCGUGCGUUAAAAGCUGUUUUGGUAGAUCUCAAUGGCACACUUCACAUUGAAGAUGCAGCUGUGCCAGGCGCCCAGGAAGCUCUUAAAAGGUUACGUGGUACUUCUGUCAUGGUUAGGUUUGUGACCAAUACGACCAAAGAGAGCAAGCAAGACCUAUUGGAAAGGUUGAGAAAAUUGGAGUUUGAAAUCUCUGAAGAUGAAAUAUUCACAUCUCUGACGGCAGCCAGGAGUUUGGUAGAGCAGAAGCAAGUCCGGCCCAUGCUGCUAGUUGAUGACCGGGCACUGCCUGAUUUCAAAGGAAUACAAACAAAUGAUCCUAAUGCUGUUGUCAUAGGAUUGGCACCAGAACAUUUUCAUUAUCAAGUUCUGAAUCAAGCAUUCCGGUUACUUCUGGACGGGGCGCCGCUGAUCGCCAUCCACAAAGCCAGAUAUUACAAGAGGAAGGAUGGUCUCGCCCUGGGGCCUGGACCAUUUGUGACUGCUCUAGAGUAUGCCACAGACACCCCAGCCACAGUCGUGGGGAAACCGGAGAAGACGUUCUUUUUGGAAGCAUUGCGAGGCACCGGCUGCUCACCCGAGGAGGCCGUCAUGAUAGGAGACGACUGCAGGGACGACGUUGGUGGGGCCCAGCGUGCCGGCAUGCUGGGCAUCCUGGUGAAGACCGGGAAAUACCGAGCGGCAGACGAGGAGAAAAUCAGCCCUCAUCCCUACCUCACUUGCGAGAGCUUCCCGCAGGCCGUGGAUCACAUCCUGCAGCACCUGCUGUGAGCCACUGUGGGAACCGAACCCGGAGCAACUGGAGACGCAGUCUGGAUGGGUCCCUCACCGGUCAGCGCCAGGGUCCCUCAGGGCUGAUCUCAGAGCUGAUCGGGUCUUACCCCUCUUUUCUUGUGCAUUAAUUAGAAAGAAAGGUAUUGAAUUGCAGCCAGCCACUAAGCCUCGCUAAUCUCUUUUGUUUUAUUUUGUAAAAGAAGACACAAAGAAAGGGAAAGCUGAGAUUUUGUGCCAUUCCUUUUAAAAUAUUCAUCAGGAUGGGAGGGCCGGGAGGGGAGCCACUGUGAGGGCUGGUGGGCUGCUGUCUCCUUGCUGGUGGAUCAGGACGGGCUGCCUGUGAAUAAAGCUGAAUGGUGGUUUGUAAAUUAUGAAGUGAUGCGUUGAAAGGUGCAUUGUGCUGUAGUUUGGAUAUUGAAUUCCACUGUGAAAUCCGUCAGCAGGGCCAACCGGAGGACAGGGCAGGCACAGCAAGAUGAAUUGUCUGUAGCCCACGUGACCCAGCGACUCUGCUUUUCACAGAUGUUGAAAACUAGAUUUUCUACUGUAUCCCCAGCACGAGUGACUUCUUUUUCUCUUCAUUAGCCAGAGAUGACUAAUUUAAAUUUAGAGCCUGAUUUUAAUUUAAUAUUUCCAUUAAUAACCUAUUCAUUGCAGAUACCUAUUAUACUGUGUAACAGUUGUUUUGGAAAUUUUAUGUAAAAUUAAAACUAUCAGUAUUUUACAGAUGUUUUAAUUAGACAUUGUUAUUAACAGGAACAGUGCAGAAACUAAAAUCAAGCCUUUAAUGUCUUACAGACCAUGCAUUUUUGAAGUUAGUGUCCUCCAGGGUCCUAUUAACUGUACAUUUGCAAGAUUUCAUUAUUUUUGCCUCUGACACUAGGGGAAAAAUAUUUUAGAAGCUAUUGGGACAGAUUCGUGCUUUUAUGGACUUGGUUACCACAGCUGUAAAAUGAAACCUCGUCUUGCAGCGUGGAUUCUUCUUCUCAUGGUAAACUGGGCCAAAUGAAGGGCACUAAGUAAGUAAUGAUCUUCCUAGUGCAUCUGCGUACUGUGAUAAUCCUGGCCUUCGCGGUGCUGACGGGGCUCUUGGGCUCUGAAUUAUUAGAAUGUAAUUGUGCAUCAUUGUAGCGCUCACCUUAUUGAAGCUCACACUGAUGGUAAUGAGCUUUGGGUUCUGACGCUUGUUUAGAGAUCAGCGUGGACUCGCGUAGAAGGGAGCAAAGCUAAUAAAUGGUAGUUCGGUGAG
Molecule: messenger RNA, 2141 nt
Organism: Lepus europaeus (European hare)
Lineage: Eukaryota; Metazoa; Chordata; Mammalia; Lagomorpha; Leporidae
Gene: HDHD2
Product: haloacid dehalogenase like hydrolase domain containing 2
Exons: 7
Coding region: 110-889 (259 amino acids)
Biological process (GO): dephosphorylation
Molecular function (GO): phosphatase activity
Source: RefSeq, a predicted model, not a curated record